CUUCAUUUAAGAAUAGAAAUCAGUCUUUAUUGGAAGUUUGAAAAUUUAGUGACUUUCUACUAUUAAGACAUGACGCUUCCAUUCCGAAAAGAUUUGGACAAGUACAAGGAUCUUGAUGAGGAUGAAAUUCUUGGCAAGCUAUCAGAAGAAGAACUGAAAUAACUGGAAACUGUUCUGGAUGACCUUGACCCUGAGAAUGCACAACUUGAUAACAAACACUCAGUUCUGUGACAUAGUAGGAAGUAGUAAUGGUGUCAGCAAUGAAAGCUUCACAGACAUAGUAAAAGGUGAAAGGACGAUACCAUUUUCAGAUGAACCACCAAAUCCCACACAUGUAGAGGAGAGUUUGCAAAGGAUUAAAGAUAAUGACUCUCGUCUUGUUGAAGUUAAUUUGAAUAAUAUAAAGAACAUCCCGAUUCCAACAUUGAAAGAAUUUGCUAAAGCUUUGGAAACCAACACCCAUGUGAAGAGUUUCAGUCUUGCAGCCACUCGAAGCAAUGACCCUGUUGCUGUUGCUUUUGCAGAUAUGCUGAGAGUGAACAAAAAAUUGAAAAGUCUAAAUAUAGAAUCAAAUUUCAUCACUGGGGUUGGCAUUAUGGCACUGGUUGAUGCACUAAAAGAGAAUGAAACCCUGUCAGAGGUCAGAAUCGAUAACCAGAGGCAGCAGUUGGGAACACCUGUAGAAACGGAAAUUGCCAAAAUGCUUGAGGAGAACACAAAUAUCCUUAAAUUUGGAUACCAUUUCACACAACAGGGACCGCGAACCAGGACAGCUGCAGCUAUCACAAAAAAUAAUGAUUUGGUUCGCAAGAGAAGGGUUGAAGGAGACAACCAGUAA
This is a messenger RNA of Mauremys mutica (yellowpond turtle), 838 nucleotides long. RefSeq names its product tropomodulin-3-like. The transcript has a single exon. Gene Ontology annotation, cellular component: striated muscle thin filament; myofibril. Gene Ontology annotation, biological process: pointed-end actin filament capping; myofibril assembly; muscle contraction. The record is from RefSeq and is a predicted model, not a curated record. Gene Ontology annotation, molecular function: tropomyosin binding. Bases 179 to 838 code for a protein of 219 amino acids. NCBI's taxonomy places the organism in Eukaryota, Metazoa, Chordata, Testudines, Geoemydidae.